Molecule: messenger RNA, 675 nt
Organism: Triticum turgidum subsp. durum (durum wheat)
Lineage: Eukaryota; Viridiplantae; Streptophyta; Magnoliopsida; Poales; Poaceae
Source: the annotation of a GenBank genome assembly
AUGGACAGCGGCGGCGUGCGGCCAUCGCUUCCGUCCGCGGCGGCGGCGGCGGGAGGAGCCUCCUGCCCGGACGAGCCUCGCGACGCGCGCGUGGUGCGGGAGCUCCUCCGGUCGAUGGGGCUCGGCGAGGGCGAGUACGAGCCGCGCGUCGUGCACCAGUUCCUGGACCUGGCCUACCGCUACGUCGGGGACGUGCUCGGCGACGCCCAGGUCUACGCCGACCACGCAGCCAAGCCCCAGCUCGACGCCGACGACGUCCGCCUCUCCAUCCAGGCCAAGGUCAACUUCUCCUUCUCCCAGCCGCCGCCACGCGAGGUUCUGCUUGAGUUGGCACGCAGCCGGAACAAGAUCCCGCUGCCCAAGUCUAUUGCUCCGCCUGGCUCGAUUCCUCUGCCACCUGAGCAGGACACUUUGUUGAGUGAAAACUACCAGCUCCUACCCGCACUGAAGCCACCAGCUCAGACUGAAGAGGCAGAAGAUGACAACGAGGGAGCCGACGCAAUCCCUGCCAAUCCUAGUCCAAACUAUUCACAGGAUCAGAGGGGCAGCGAGCAACAUCAGUCUCACAGCCAGAGCCAGAGCCAGAGCCAGAGGGUAUCUUUCCAACUGAACGCGGUGGCUGCUGCUGCUGCAAAGCGUCCUCUGGUGACAGUUGAUCAGUUGAACAUGGGCUAA